AGUAGCGCACAUGGAAGGCUUCAGUCUCACCGUUUACUAUAUUUACACAAGGAAGACUGAGCAGUAGGUCUGAGAAUGCAUUAGUCUUUAAAUCCUUACAUUUUCAAAAGUCGUGGACUGGUUUUGUUCUUUAGAGGCGCGAAAUCAUGGCUGGAAGUUUGUCAGACUGUCACCGCAGGUUCCUGCAGUCUCUGAUGUGUAAUGGGAUCAUUGUCCGGUCCAAAGCCAUCGCACUGCAUCGGAAUUGCUGCGAGGUGCACAAUACACAUUACACACGCGAUGGACUGGAUGAAUUUAUUGAUCUCAUCAACUCUCAUCUGGAACCACUGUUCAUGCAGAUCCGGAAAUCUGUGUCCGAAGAAGAUGGUCUUCAGUAUUAUGCUUUGGUGAAUAUGGCUGAGACAGACAUAACCAGGAUGUCUUCUGAUUAUGCCGACAAUGAGCUUGAGCUUUUUAGAAAAACGAUGGACCUGAUUGUGGACUCUGAGAGCGGAAGGGCCUCCUCUACUGACAUCCUAAACUGUGCCGACAGCCUGAACACCAGGAAGAUGAAGAAGAAGGAGACUGAGUUGCUUCUUACUAGGCUGGUGCGGGAUAAGUGGCUGAAUGAGAAACAUGGCGAAUACACCCUGAGUACCCGCUGUAUUAUGGAGAUGGAGCAGUAUAUUCAGAAGAUCUACCAGGACAUGGUGAAGACAUGUGCCAUAUGUCACAAUGUCGUGUUUCAGAGUCAGAUGUGUGACAACAUGUCCUGUGGGAUUAAGAUGCACAUUCCCUGCGUUGCGAAAUACUUCAAGGGCCGCAGUGAUCCUCAGUGCCCAGUGUGUAAUGCGUUCUGGCCCCACGAGAUUCCAGAGAUCAGGGAUACAGCUCAGGUGCCUUUGGAGAUGGAGAACACUGCUCCAACACCUUCAACUUCGCAUUCUCGUCGGAGAAGAUAGCGCUUCACAUUUGCCUCCUGCAUAUCUAACAGCAGCUUUAUCUCGUCAUUAGCUCAUGGUUGUCAUAUCUGAACUAGCUCUGAACCCUACUGUUUUUCCAUUUGUAUAUAUUAGUUCCUCACUGAUGCCAGAUAAACAUUGGAAGUGUUCCACUUCCAAUGGAACACUAGACAAGCAAAUGGAGGAAGGAGACUGUCACCAUUUCUCGACGUUUCCUUUGCAUUUUUGUACUUUGUUGAAACUGUACUUUUUUUAAAGCUUGGUUUUAAUAAAAGACUGUUCGCAUGAA
Messenger RNA from Paramormyrops kingsleyae, 1230 nucleotides. RefSeq names its product NSE1 homolog, SMC5-SMC6 complex component (gene nsmce1). Gene Ontology annotation, molecular function: ubiquitin-protein transferase activity. The record is from RefSeq and is a predicted model, not a curated record. Gene Ontology annotation, cellular component: nucleus; Smc5-Smc6 complex. Lineage: Eukaryota; Metazoa; Chordata; Actinopteri; Osteoglossiformes; Mormyridae. Gene Ontology annotation, biological process: double-strand break repair via homologous recombination.